Messenger RNA from Necator americanus (New World hookworm), 204 nucleotides. RefSeq lists its product as uncharacterized. The record is from RefSeq and is a predicted model, not a curated record. Bases 1 to 204 code for a protein of 67 amino acids. The transcript has a single exon. NCBI's taxonomy places the organism in Eukaryota, Metazoa, Nematoda, Chromadorea, Rhabditida, Ancylostomatidae.
AUGAAAUUUCUGUGCGUAUGGGAAUGGUGGACACGAGUAGUUCCAGUAGAGGUGAUUGUCGGUCGCCCACCACCACGAGGGAUGGACAAACAAAGGGACAUAAAAGGAUCUCGCAUGGAAAACGCACGGAGCAAUCUCAUUCCGAGAGAUCCCGAGAGGGGAGGAGGAUAUCCUGAGGCUAUGGCUUAUAAGCGAGCCCAUUAG